Homarus americanus (American lobster) is the source of this 1527-nucleotide messenger RNA. Its product is annotated as extensin-like. The record is from RefSeq and is a predicted model, not a curated record. The transcript has 4 exons. Lineage: Eukaryota; Metazoa; Arthropoda; Malacostraca; Decapoda; Nephropidae. Bases 1 to 1527 code for a protein of 508 amino acids.
AUGACUAACUCUGACCUGGACCACAGCACCUGGACCACAGCACGGACCACAACACCUGGACCACAACACCUGGACCACAGCACCUGGACCACAGCACCUGACCACAACACCUGGACCACAACACCUGGACCACAGCACCUGGACCACAACACCUGGACCACAGCACCUGGACCACAACACCUGGACCGUCCCACACAUUAUUCUGCAUCUGGGGAUGAUGCGGAAUGUGCUGUCUCAUUCCUGUCCAAGUCUCGCCCGGUCCACCCCGAGCCUGGUCCAUCUCUGGAGUCUCUGGAGUAUGCUUGGGGCACUGCCAGCUGUGUUCUCCUCCACGAUGACAGCGAGACGUUCUCUCAUGGGUGUUACCAGUCCUCCCCCACACCAGGACUGCCGGAUUGGGCUCCCCCUCCUGCUAGUGGAUCCCGGGGAGCACUCCAGGGCCUCACGCACUCCUGGGGGCUUGGGAGGGGUCCGGCGCCCGCAGGUCAACUCGGCGGGGAUCGUGGAGACGGCGGGCCCUCAAUCAAAGGAGUAUUCCCUGCCCUCAUCAAUGUGUUAGAACAAGAGCCAUCAUCACCUUCCUGGGAGCCUCAGGUUGACCGGGAGUGUGUUGCUUUCCUCCUCCUCCCGCCGCCGCUCUCUACAACAGCGGAGGAAUACGAGGAACCUGCUGCAUGUGACCAAACACCUGAAGCUUUAACUACACGCAAGACCUCCAACAACCCUCCCAAGACACUCAAGACCUCCAACAACCCUCCCAAGACACUCAAGACCUCCAACAACCCUCCCAAGACACUCAAGACCUCUAACACCACUCCCAAGACCGCCAAGACACGCAAGACCUCCAACAACCCUCCCAAGACACUCAAGACCUCCAACAACCCUCCCAAGACACUCAAGACCUCCAACAACCCUCCCAAGACACUCAAGACCCCACCACUCCCAAGACACUCAAGACCCAACACCACUCCUAAGACACUCAAGACCCAACACCACUCCCAAGACACUCAAAGACCCUCCCCAACACCCCUCCUCCCCAAGACACUCAAGACCUCCAACAACCCUUCCAAGACACUCUCAAGACCUCCAACACCACUCCCAAGACACUCAAGACCUCCAACACCACUCCUAAGACACUCAAGACCCCCCAACACCCUCCCAAGACACUCAAGACCUCCACCACCCCUCCUAAGACACUCAAGACCUCCAACACCCCUCUCAAGACACACACAGGACCUCCAACAACCCCUCCCAUAUUACUCAAGACCUCCAACACUCUCCCAAGACACUCAAGACCUCCAACACCCUCCUCCUAAGACACUCAAGAUCUCCAACACCCUCCCAAGACACUCAAGACCUCCAACACCCUCCCAAGACACUCAAGACCCCAACACUCCCUCCCCUAGACACUCAAGACCUCCAACACCACCUGAAGACACACAAGACCUCCCAAGAACCCUCCAAGACACUCAAGACCUCCAACAACCCUCCCAAGACUCUCAUAAGACUUCCAACAACCCCUCCUAA